This is a messenger RNA of Rhinocladiella mackenziei CBS 650.93, 642 nucleotides long. RefSeq lists its product as uncharacterized. Bases 1 to 642 code for a protein of 213 amino acids. Lineage: Eukaryota; Fungi; Ascomycota; Eurotiomycetes; Chaetothyriales; Herpotrichiellaceae. The transcript has a single exon. Gene Ontology annotation, molecular function: nucleic acid binding; 3'-5'-RNA exonuclease activity. The record is from RefSeq and is a predicted model, not a curated record. Gene Ontology annotation, cellular component: mitochondrion.
AUGACAGGCCUCUCCCCCACCCACGACACCAUCAUGUCCAUCUCGUGCAUCUUAACGGACUCGGACCUCCAGCCUCUCUCGAUCAUCGGCUUUGACGCCAUUAUCCAGCACACGCCCACCCAACUCUCCCGCAUGUCCGACUGGUGCGUCCGCACGCACGGCGCCUCAGGCCUAACAGCAUCAUGCCUCUCAUCAACGACAACGGCAGAAACCGCUGCCCACUCCCUCCUAGCCUACAUUAAACAAUACAUUCCAGAAUCGGGCCGUGCGUUGCUCGCGGGAAACAGCAUCCACGUAGACAAGACGUUCCUGAUGCAGCCGCCGUGGGAUAUCAUACUGGAGCACCUGCAUUAUAGACUGUUCGACGUGAGUGCAAUGAAGGAGAUGGUACGGCGCUGGGCAGGUGAGGACGUGCUUGCGGGAGUGCCGAGGAAGGAACUCCGGCAUACGGCGAGGGAGGAUGUGCUGGAGAGUAUCGGGGAGGCAAGGUAUUAUAAGAGGCUAAUUGAGGGAAUGGCCGCACCGGGGCCAGUCGAGCCGGUACAUGGAACCCUUGCCGUCGGUGCCGGCGGAGGCGUACCGGUGCCAGGGAACGGGAUCUCUAAUGCCCAAGCCUAUGCCCCAACAGCAAGCAGAGAAUGA